Brettanomyces bruxellensis is the source of this 1329-nucleotide messenger RNA. RefSeq lists its product as uncharacterized. Gene Ontology annotation, cellular component: peroxisomal membrane. The record is from RefSeq and is a predicted model, not a curated record. Gene Ontology annotation, molecular function: protein-macromolecule adaptor activity. The coding region runs from base 1 to 1329 and encodes 442 amino acids. Gene Ontology annotation, biological process: protein import into peroxisome membrane. Lineage: Eukaryota; Fungi; Ascomycota; Pichiomycetes; Pichiales; Pichiaceae. The transcript has a single exon.
AUGUUUCAAUAUUGGAGAGAUCUUGCACGCAAACAUAAGAGAAAAAUCAUAGUAUCUACGGGAGUUGUGGCCGCAUCUUAUUUAAUUGGAAAAUAUGUUGCCUCAAAAAUAGAGGAGUUUCAGAAACGCGUUAAAGAGGAGAACUUUGCCAAAGAACAGGUUAAAAGGAGAUUUAAGCAAACACAAAAUGAUUCCUAUAUGACUUUUCUUUCAUUGCUUCCGGUCCUUGUAGAGCCUAUUUACGAGGAAUUAAAUGUCGAGGAGAUAACAAGAGAGCUUAGAAGUAGAAGACCUUCACGAAAGAACGCUCAACCGGAAGAUAAUACAAAGUCGGAAGCUGGGUUGUCAACAGUUGCCAGUGAGGAAUUCAAUACCCCUAUCACUACAACUCCAAAAGAUGAACAACUUUUGCAGAGCACAAUCCAAAAUAGAAGCAAAUCGGAAUUAUGGGGUGCACUUAAAAUAGUAUCAUUGACUAGAUUUUUGACUCUAUUCUACAGUCAAUCAAUCCUAAUAAUUUAUUUGCAUCUUCAGCUCAAUAUUCUAUCGAGAAAAUCCUACUACGAAUCGGCCGUAAAGUUGGCUUCCAUACGAGAUGCCGACCUAGAAACUCCAGAUUCCUUGAGUGAGGACGAGGGAAAUACGCUCCCUGAACAAGCGUUUCUUUCUUUCAGUUGGUGGUUUCUUAACAAGGGAUGGCUUCGAUUAAAGGAUAUCAUUGAAGAUUCGGUAGAAGACGUUUUUGGUGAAAUCGAUCCACGUCAAAAAUUGACUAUCAAAGAGUUUGCAUCUUUAAUAAACACUUGCCAGCAAGCCAUUUAUAAAAAGUUACGAAAUGAUGAAAAUGCGGAAUCUUUGGAUAGCAACCAGAGUGUUAUCGUGAGCUCACUUCUUCCUCCUCAUGAUAAGGAGUUUUAUUUACUUCAACAAACUAAUAGUGCUGAUUUUUUGGCAGAAUUCAAUUCAGACAUCGCCAAUACGGAAAAUUUAGAAAAGCUCCUAACAGAAUUGAAAGAGUACCUUGCAAAUGAACAGGUUAUUUCACUUUUAAAUCUUUUGGUAACUGUCGGCAUUUCAUUAGUUCUAGACAAAAUUCUUGCUACGGUUGAAAGAAGUUCAGUUUCAAAGGCAGAUACUGAGGCGAAUGAACCUAGUAUUGCAGAAAUCUGUCCUGAAAAAUUAAAGCUUGCCUCCCUGUUAGCGUUGAUCACUAAACAGUCUAAUAAGCUCACCAACAGCUCUCUUGAUAAUGAGAUUCUUAGCACAUUGAACAAUUUACAAGAGCUAGAAGAUUUAAGUGCAAGUAUUUACUCGAACUUCAAAUUUUAA